This is a messenger RNA of Pantherophis guttatus, 982 nucleotides long. RefSeq names its product spermidine/spermine N1-acetyl transferase like 1 (gene SATL1). Gene Ontology annotation, molecular function: spermidine binding; diamine N-acetyltransferase activity. The record is from RefSeq and is a predicted model, not a curated record. NCBI's taxonomy places the organism in Eukaryota, Metazoa, Chordata, Lepidosauria, Squamata, Colubridae.
UGGGUGACCCCAGCACAAGCUGGGAUGGAAGCCAGAAACAGAGACCGUAUCUCCAACCUCCAUUCUUUGUAAACGGGCAGGAGAAAAGAUAACGCGGGGGAAGGUUCGGUAGCGAGAAAAGAAGGCCGCUUCUACUUCUUCUUUUGUCUUCUCUUUUUCUUUUUCUGUCCUUGUCCGACCAUCACUCUCUUGAGAUGGUGAAUGAAGCAGCCCCAGCAGAGGCUCAGCAGCGCUCAAGCCCCUUUGUGGGAAGCGAACGGGCACGCUGCUGCUUCAAACUCUCAUUAUGGAAGGCAACAGCAACUCCAUGAAUCGCUUCCGGGUGCGACCAGCUGAGCCGCAGGACUGUCCUCAUAUCAUGCGACUCAUUAGAGAACUGGCUGCUUAUGAAAACAUGCCCGAAGCAGUAAAAAUAACAGAAACAGAUUUACUUCGAGAUGGUUUUGGAACACGUCCCUUCUUCCAAUGUUUAGUAGCAGAGGUAUCAUCGGAAAAUGUAAUGUUAGAUGCAGCUAUUGUAGCUUUUGCUAUGUAUUACUUUACAUACGACCCUUGGAUUGGCAAGCUGUUAUACUUAGAAGACUUUUAUGUUAUGGACGAAUAUAGAGGCUGGGGCAUUGGAACGGAACUUCUAAAAAAUUUAAGUCAGAUCGCCCUGGAGGCCAACUGCAGCUGCAUGCACUUUCUCGUCGUGGUUUGGAAUAAGCCGUCGAUCGAGUACUACAUGAGGCACGGGGCAUCCGAUCUCUCCACCGAAGAGGGAUGGCAUCUUUUCCGAUUCGAUAAAGAGCACCUCCUCAGAAUGGCUAGGGAGUAACAAGGGAGUCUGUCUGUCUGUCUCUCUCUCCAAGGUUGGCGUACCGUCGGCUCAUCAGUCACAAGGAAACCUCUAGCUAAAAUUGAGGCUCUCUAAAGCAGGCAAAUACUAGCAAUAAGAAAUUAAAAAAGAAGCUUGCUUGUUUUAUGACUGGCAGUAGCUCGA